Molecule: messenger RNA, 2469 nt
Organism: Oryzias latipes (Japanese medaka)
Lineage: Eukaryota; Metazoa; Chordata; Actinopteri; Beloniformes; Adrianichthyidae
Gene: api5
Product: apoptosis inhibitor 5
Biological process (GO): negative regulation of apoptotic process
Cellular component (GO): nucleus
Molecular function (GO): RNA binding
Source: RefSeq, a predicted model, not a curated record
AAGGGUGUUGACUACUGUCUCCUUUCUCGGGCUCUCUUCGAGUCAACGCGCAUGAUUGUGGCGCACUCGGAGGUCACGUGGUUCCCCCGCGCAUGCGCCGUACGCUUUGUUCCAUAGCUUCGUACACUGGAGAACAUUGCGGGAAAACGAAUAGAAGGUGGUAUUAUUAUUUUUUCCUCGGACUUUUCGAAGUUUCACCUUCCCCAUUCCCUUAUAAAAGGACAUUGAUAUUGCGGAUCGAAAGAUUCCUGCUUUGGUCGUCUAUAGUUUACUAAAAGCAACCUAAAAACGGUCUUAUCAGCGGUCGAGACUGAGCGGCAGGCACUAAGUUGGACACACGCUGAUGUGUGAUGGCGGUCACCAUUGAGGAUCUCUAUCGAAACUACGGGGUUCUAGCCGAUGCUAAGGACAACCUCAGUCAGCACAAAGAUGCUUAUCAAGUAAUCCUGGCUGGAGUGAAGGGUGGUCCAAAGGAGAAGCGGCUGGCAGCUCAGUUUAUUCCCAAGUUCUUUAACAGCUUUCCAGAACUGGCUGAUGCUGCCAUUAAUGCCCAGCUUGACCUUUGUGAGGAUGAAGAUGUGUCUAUUCGACGACAGGCCAUCAAGGAGCUUCCACGCUUUGCAACUGGUGAAAACAUCUUCAGAGUCGCAGACAUUCUUACCCAGCUCCUUCAGACAGAUGAUACAGCAGAGUUCAACCAAGUUAAUGUGGCACUCAUUUCAAUCUUCAAAAUGGACGCCAAGGGUACUCUUGGAGGACUUUUCUCUCAGAUCCUGCAGGGGGAAGACAUUGUGCGAGAAAGGGCCAUCAAGUUUCUUUCCACCAAACUGAAAACUCUACCAGAAGACAUAAUGACAAAGGAAGUGGAAGAAUAUGUCUUUGCAGAGACAAAAAAGGUGCUGGAGGACGUGACAGGAGAGGAAUUUGUGCUUUUGAUGCGUGUAGCGUCAGGUCUGCGAGUCCUGCAGACGGUAAACGGGCGGCAGCAGCUUGUGGAGCUGGUGGUGGAGCAGGCUGACCUGGAUCAAGCUCUUAACCCAGCAGACCCUGAUGCUGUGGACCGACUCCUGCAGUGCACACGCCAGGCCCUCCCACUGUUUUCUAAAAAUGUUCAUUCCACCCGUUUUGUAACCUACUUCUGUGAACACGUCCUGCCCAACCUCAGCACCCUCACCAGCCCUGUGGCUGAGCUGGACAUCCAGCUGGAGGUGCUGAAACUGAUGGCGGAAAUGAGUCCAUAUUGUGGAGACAUGGAGAAGCUUGAGGCCAACCUCACCAUAUUGUUUACCAAGCUGCUGGAAUUUAUGCCCCUUCCACCAGAAGAGGUAGAAAAUGGAGAGAACUCUGCAAGCGAGGAGCCCAAACUGCAGUUCAGCUAUGUGGAGUGCCUCCUCUUCAGCUUUCACCAGCUGGGAAAAAAGCUGCCAGACUUCCUUCUUGACAAAGUGGAUGGCGAGCGUCUCAAGGACUUCAAGAUCAGGUUGCAGUAUUUUGCCAGGGGGUUGCAGGUUUACAUCAGGCAAUUGCGGGUAGCCCUGCAAGGAAAGACGGGAGAUGCUCUGAAGACGGAAGAGAACAAGAUCAAAGUGGUUGCCCUCAAGAUCACGAACAACAUCAACAUCCUCAUCAAGGAUCUGUUUCACAACCCUCCAUCCUUCAAGAGCACAGUUACUCUGUCUUGGAAACCUGUCCAGAAGACUGAGGCAGUAGCAGCCAAACGUUUGUCAAGCGAAGAGAUGGGUUCCGGUGCAGCCACAAAAAAACAAAUCACUCCUCUUCCUCGGAGGGACGCACGACAGAUCUACAACCCCCCCAGUGGCAAAUACAGCUCCUCGAUUGGCAACUUUAACUAUGAGCAGCGCGGCGGAUUCAGGGGUGGCAGAGGACGAGGCUUCGGAGCUCGAGGUAACAGGAGCCGAGGCCGAAUCUACUGAGACACAAUAGUGUACAUAUUGCUCAUUGAACUGCAUCACAUCAGGAUCUUUGCUUCCCGGGGAUGGACUAUGUCUUUACAAUUUUUCUUACUUGUUUUUUUUUUCUCUUCUCCUAAUAAAUGUUUCGGUUCCAACAUGUUAUUAAGUUGGUGUUUUCAAGAAUUGUGUCUUUUUGGUUUUUGUCUUCAGGAUAUCAAACACUUUUCUAAGUACUAUGUCAUUAUUUCCACCUAGUGUUUCCUUUAGCCAAGUCUAUAGCAUCUUUGUUAUAUUUUUCUUCUUCCACAGCUUAAAAAGUAUUCAAUGUACUUUUGUUUCAUAGACGACGUGUUGUGGCUGAAAUAUUUUGUCAAGUAGUUGUAGGAACAUAAAGAUCCUUUUGUUUUGCAACAUGUUCAUAAAUGCACCAAUUUUUACCAUUUUAUUUAAUCUCGUUUUUAUCAGAGCUUAAUUGGAAUUGGCUGACUGUACUACUUUGUAUGACUUAAUGCUGUUUCAUUGGAUUUUUAUCAUAAACUUCUGCGGAAGGAGGGUC